CUAAGAUUUCUUUAAUUAAGUACUAGUACUAUUAUUUAAUUUCCUAUUUGAAAAAAAGUUGUCUUGGAUUUCUAAUUUUAUAUUAGGGAAUGCACAUAUACUUUUCUAGAGAGAAUAGAAUGUGGGUCUUUGCUUCUAUUCUCUCCUGAACUUAGAUUGAGCCUCAGGUUUUUGCAGCACAACAUGCUUUCUGGGUUUUUUAUUCCACAUAUGAUGUUGCUGCAUGCAAGUUAAAUUGAUUUCCCCUUUCUUGGUAACACUGUUUUUUAUUUUAUUUUUUAUUUAUUUAUUUACCUCAUUUGACAACCUUAAUCCCUAGCAUUUUCUUGAAUUUGAUCUAGGUAUUCUGUUUCUUGAUUUUUUAUUGUUUGAAUCUGUUGAUGGGUUUUUUGUGAUUAUUACUGGUAGUGGUAAAAUGGGGUUGAUUUUGUUGUAUAGGGUUCUUAAGGAACAAAUGUGUUUUGAUGUGAAUCAUUGGGAAAGAUUAGAACUUUAGUUUCUUUGUGUGUUAAAUAAGAUUGAUUUUGUGUAGUGUGAUGGGAUCUCAAGGGGGUGGGGGUGGUAAUGGUGUUGGUGCAACUCAAGCCCAAGAACCAAAGACAAAUGCUUUGGCUAGGCAAGGAUCAUUAUAUAGUUUAACUCUUGAUGAGGUUCAAAAUCAAUUAGGGGAUUUAGGGAAACCAUUAAGUAGUAUGAAUCUUGAUGAGCUUCUUAAGACUGUAUGGACUGUUGAGGCUAGUCAAGGAAUGGGAGGGGGAACGGAUUACGAGGCGCACGGUCAGGUUGCUUCGGGUAGUUCUCUACUGCCAGGUGAUCUGAGCAAGAAGACUGUUGAUCAGGUGUGGCAGGAUAUUCAACAGGGGCGUAAAAGGGAUAAUAAUAAUAAUAAUAAUAUCGAUAAUAGGAAAGCUCACGGGGAGAGGCAGAUUACUCUUGGUGAAAUGACACUUGAGGAUUUUUUGGUUAAGGCUGGAGUGGUUGCUGAGUCAACUCCGGGGAAGAAAAGUUCGGGUUCGGGCUCUGUUUUAGGGGUUGAUACAAUGGCAAUGCCACAACAGAAUGUUCAACAACAAGCUCAAUGGUCACAAUAUCAGAUCCAGCCAAUGCAUCAGCUACCACCGGUUUUUAUGCCUGGCCAUCCGGUUCCACAACCUUUGACUAUUGUUCCGAACCCAACGAUAGAUGCAACUUAUCCUGAAUCUCAGAUGGCGAUGUCCCCAACUGCUCUAAUGGGCACAUUAUCGGACACGCAAACACUUGGAAGAAAAAGAGUUGCACCGGGCGAUGUGGUUGAGAAGACUGUUGAAAGGAGGCAGAAGAGGAUGAUUAAGAAUAGGGAAUCUGCAGCGAGGUCACGAGCAAGGAAGCAGGCUUACACACAUGAACUGGAGAACAAGGUUUCACGGCUCGAAGAGGAGAAUGAAAGGCUCAAGAGACAGAAGGAGAUAGAGAAGGUGUUACCAAGUGUUCCACCUCCAGAGCCCAAGUAUCAGCUGCGCAGAACAAGCUCUGCCCCCUUCUAACAUCCAGUUUCAUGUAUGAAAUGAUGAAUAUGUAGAUGCAUAGUGUUCGUUAUGUGAUUGAAAUUUAUGUUAGCUAGCCAUUCUCUGUUCAUCUCCUUGUUCUUCGUUAACCUAUGGCAGCUCUUGUUGGCUGCCCUUGUGUUUGCCUUGGUUGUCUCUAAUUUGCUAGAUAAGUUUUUUUCCUUGUAUGUACAUUUUUAUAGUUUUAACCUUGGAAUUAUGCGGAGGACAUAGUUUUGGUA
Messenger RNA from Lycium ferocissimum, 1765 nucleotides. Its product is annotated as ABSCISIC ACID-INSENSITIVE 5-like protein 2. Gene Ontology annotation, biological process: positive regulation of DNA-templated transcription. The coding region runs from base 537 to 1523 and encodes 328 amino acids. The transcript has 3 exons. Gene Ontology annotation, molecular function: DNA-binding transcription factor activity. The record is from RefSeq and is a predicted model, not a curated record. Gene Ontology annotation, cellular component: nucleus. Lineage: Eukaryota; Viridiplantae; Streptophyta; Magnoliopsida; Solanales; Solanaceae.